GAAUUUCAUUCAUUCAGUCUUACCGCGAAUGUCGCUUUGUAAACAUCAAUAUUUUCGUCGCUGGCACAGUCGUUACAUUAUUUGAAUAUCGAAUACAAGUGUGGAAGUUAAAAUUUAUUUUUAGCCACGAAAGAGCAUCUAGAAUAUUGUCUUCAGUUAUUUUUUUCGUUGGUUAAUUUUACUCGGCUGAAUAAGUAAUUAGUAAAAUUACAUAGUCGAAAAAGUGUGUGAUUGAUUAAAGGAAAUUGUGUUGUUUAUUGUUGGGGUGCAUCGUUUUCCGAAUUAGAUGCAAGGUGUGAAGUGAUUUUUCUUUUGGUGAAAAGGAAUCAAUCAAACUGAACGGAAAACAAAGGAUAAUUUAAUUAAGGAUAACGGUUUGGUGAUUUUGAGAGCGGUUUUUUUUUUGUUGGAGGUCUUCGAUUAGUUUUAAUUAAUUAAAACCUUUUCAAUCAAGCAACAAAAAUGUGUUCCAUGAAGACUAUUUUACUGGGAUUUUUGGUUUUAGCCGUAUGUCAGACAGUUCUUUCAAAGCCUUCCACACCUUCGGCGGACGAAGCAAAGGAAGAGGCUGAUGACUAUGUUGGAGACGAUGAUUACCAAUAUAACGACGACAACGAUGACGAAAACAAAUCUGGCCAAACGAAUAAAGACGACAACAGUGUGCAUGCUCCGCCGUACUUCGAGUCCAGCCAAAUAAAGAAAUCGGCAAAGGUUGGCGACAAUAUUGUUAUCGAGUGCGGUGCUAAGAAUUUAGCUGCUGCCAACGUCGUUAUGUGGUACAACCAAACCACCCUAAUCACUCAAAGUAAAUUCAAAAUAUCCGACGAUUCACGUCUCUCCGUGGACGAUAACUACUCGCUGAGAAUAAAUGGUGUCCGUGCCACUGAUGCUAGUCAGUAUUACUGUAAAGUUCUUCCCAACGAUAUCUCCAUGCAGGUGAAUCUCGAUGUCGAGAGCAAACCGACCGCCGUCAUUCUAGAUAAGGAAGGUCGUAACAUAUCCGGUCGCCAAAUGACUUACCAUCAAGGUGAUCGCAUCGAAAUCGAAUGCAGGGGCAUGGGCAAUCCGGUACCGCAGAUCAAAUGGUUUUCGAAGGGUGAACGCGUUGCAAGUGGAAAUAAUGUGCAGGUCAACAAUGGAUUUUUGAUCAUUGAACAUGCCGAUCACGACCAUGUCAAAUUGUACCAAUGCCUGGCUGAUAACGGAAAAGAUGAUGUUGGUCAUGCCACAUUUUCGAUCAACGUUCAAUAUUCACCCAAAGUCAACGCCCACCGUCACAUUGUCAACACCAAAGAGGGAGAUGACGCCGAAUUGCAUUGCAAUUACAAAUCAACAACCAUGUCGAGAGUUACAUGGCACAAGAAUAAGGAAUCGCUUCGUCUAAAUAAUUUGGAUAAAUACAGCACAUCCAACGAGACCAAAGACGAACAUCACGAGAGCAACAUCCUUGUGAUCAAAAACGUUGAACGAAGCGAUCUUGGCGAAUACGAAUGUGAGGUGCAAAAUUCAAUUGGCAAGGGCCACGUAAGAAUUCAUUUGGGAUACGAACCCGAGCCACCGAAGUUCGAACGAUUCGACAUCGACGGAGACACAAUUAUCACCCACUGGAAGAUCCGCAGUUUGCAGCCGUUGAAUGAAGUGAUGCUAAAUUAUCAGAAGAAUGGCGAUAGGAAUUGGCUCAGCGAGAAACCGGUUCACAGCGAAAAGAGCAAAGAACAUUCGGGCAUUUGGAGAAUUCAACACAAAUUGUCGCUUGAUUCCGGAACAUGGAACGCAAGAGUUAAAGCAAAGAAUGCUGAUGGCUGGUCAUUGUAUUCCGAUCAGGAAACAAUCGUUGUGCCCACAAGUUACGAUGAAGAGUUUGAAGGAGAUAUACCAGAAGAACCUGUUAUCCAAAAAGCUGGCAUUGGUGCAUCAUCAGCCGUUUCAAUUUAUCAACUAUCCAGUGCUGUAUGCUUAGUAUCGCUACUGCUGGCAACAUUACGGAUAUAAGGAAAUCGAAAACAUUUUUUUUUUAUUUUAGGAACCGAUUGUUUGUCAUUGUAGAAAAUUAAUUUUUCAAAUUGAAUCAAUAUGUUAUGUGUAAAGCCCUCUGCGUUAAUUUCUUUUUUGUCGGUCGGAUUGUUCGAGAUAAAAAAAAAUAUUUUCUUGUUGAUUAAAUCGGACAAAUCGAUUCGAUAACAAAAGAAUUUCCGAUAACAACAGAAAAAUGGUAAGACAUUCGAUUUGAUUAAUUAAUCAAAAAACGGAAACAAAAGAAGAAAAAAAAAAUUAUGAAAUUUACGAGGGGAGUCGAUGCAGUCGAUGUUAUAGAAAGAACAUUUGUACAAAAACAGAAGCGAAGAGUGUCAUCAAAAAAUUCUUUAGUGUUUAAAGAAGUUUUUAGCUGUCUCCAACAUAAUCUUAGUUAAUUUAAUUAAUUUUACCGUUGUGAAUAGACUGGGUCAUCUCAUACAGUGUGAAUAAGACAAAAUGAAUGG
Molecule: messenger RNA, 2480 nt
Organism: Bradysia coprophila
Lineage: Eukaryota; Metazoa; Arthropoda; Insecta; Diptera; Sciaridae
Product: protein amalgam
Biological process (GO): homophilic cell-cell adhesion; synapse organization
Cellular component (GO): axon; neuronal cell body; plasma membrane
Molecular function (GO): axon guidance receptor activity
Source: RefSeq, a predicted model, not a curated record